UAAUCGAUCAUUUUAUUGACACUCCCGUUUCGAAAUUAUCUCCAAAACGUCUAGGUCAAGUGUUUAUCUAACAACUUAAAGAUAGCUCGAGAUGAGGUUUAUCACUCUAACGAAACGUUUCUCCAAUCACUUUGCAAAAAUGAAUUCUAUAAAAUUUAUUACAUUACUCAUUGUGUUUCUUAAUUUACAAUUGGGGGUUUUUACCACAGAAGAAGCACCUAAAAUUGAAAUAUCUAAUGGAUUAUUACAAGGAUUUUUUAGUAACAGUUAUAAUGGAAGGAAAUUUAUUGGGUUUGAAGGGAUUCCUUUUGCUCGACCACCAAUUGGAGAGUUACGAUUUCAGCCACCGGAAGAACCUUAUAAUUGGACGGGUACUUGGAUGGCUAAUACAAAACAUUCUUGUAUUCAAUUUUUAGAGAGUGUAGCUGGAUUAGAAAUGCCUUCAAGUGAAGAUUGCCUUUAUUUAAACGUUUAUGUUCCAAAAGAGACAAUUUCUCCGGAAGAUAAUUUGGAUGUUUUAAUUUUUAUCCAUGGUGGCGGUUUUAUGUUGGGACAUCCUCAUACUCUCUUUGGCCCAAAAUAUCUUAUGGACACAGACACAAUUACCGUUUCCAUAAAUUAUCGUUUAGGUCCGUUAGGAUUUUUAAGCACUCAAGAUGAAAUAGUACCAUUAAAUAACGGAUUAAAGGAUCAAAACUUAGCUUUAAAAUGGGUUCAAAAAAAUAUAAAAUUUUUUGGUGGAAAUCCAGACUCGGUUACCAUUUCCGGUUUAUCUGCUGGUGGAGCGAGCGUAUAUUUCCACUUUUUAUCUAGUUUAUCUAAAGGAUUAUUUCAUCGCGGGUACUCAGCCAGAGGAACGGCUUUAGAUCCUUGGGUUAUUCAAGAAGCUCCAUUGGCUAAAGCUAAAAAAUUAGCUAAUUUGUUGGGGUGUAAUAAAAAAGAUUUGACUUCGAAAGAAAUUUUGGAUUGUUUUAUGCAAAGAUCAACACAAUCACUUUUCGAAGCCACCCAAGAAUUACUCGUUAAAGGAAUGCCUUUUUCUCCAUUUGGGCCUGUUAUUGAACCAGAUUUAAAAGGUGCUUUUUUGAAACGGAAUCCUUUUACACAAUUAGCCGAUGGUGAGGUUCAAGAUUUACCAUGGUUGGUUGCUUUAGCUACUGAAGAAGGAUUAUUUCCAGCUGGAUUUUAUUACCACGAUUUAGAAGAAAUUGAUAAAGAUUGGGAAAAUUUCGCACCACACAUUUUUGAUUAUAACUACACAGUUCCAGAGAAAACGAAAAAAUCAGACGUUUCCAAAAAAAUUCGCUCCCAUUACUUUGGAAACGGUCCAAUUACUUUCGAAAAACUCGUUAAGGCUUGUAGCGAUAGGCAUUUUUAUAGAGGAAUGGAAAAAUCAAUAAAAGUACAACGUCGAAUAACAAAUUCACCCAUUUACAUAUUUAUGUUUGCUUAUCGAGGUGAACAUUCAUAUUCCGAAUUGUUCCACGUCCCGAAUACUGAUAAAGGAGUUUCUCAUGGAGAUGAAAGCUUAUAUUAUUUAAAUACCAACCAAUUCGGCAAGUUAAACGAGAACGACGAAAAAGUUAAAGACGUUAUGUUAAAGAUUUUGACAUCAUUCAUGAAAACGAAUAAGCCGAAGUUGGAUGAUUUUGAUUGGAAACCAAUUUCGAAAGGAAAAUUAGAUUAUUUUUAUUUUAAUGGAUUCGAAAAUUUCAAAAUGGAAGUUGGUGACGAUUUGGGUUCGAAUGCGUUUUGGAAAAGCUUAGGGCUAAAAGAAAAUGAAGAUUAUUCAAGA
Messenger RNA from Onthophagus taurus, 1795 nucleotides. Its product is annotated as venom carboxylesterase-6. The record is from RefSeq and is a predicted model, not a curated record. Lineage: Eukaryota; Metazoa; Arthropoda; Insecta; Coleoptera; Scarabaeidae.